Molecule: messenger RNA, 910 nt
Organism: Beta vulgaris subsp. vulgaris (sugar beet)
Lineage: Eukaryota; Viridiplantae; Streptophyta; Magnoliopsida; Caryophyllales; Amaranthaceae
Product: miraculin
Exons: 1
Coding region: 69-743 (224 amino acids)
Molecular function (GO): endopeptidase inhibitor activity
Source: RefSeq, a predicted model, not a curated record
CCUCAGCUAGACGAAAACCCAACACCAUACCAAAACCAAAGCCAAGUCACCUAAAUAAAAACAUCAAAAUGAAACACCUCUUCCUCACAUUAGCAACCAUCACCACCCUCCUCCUCCUCCUCUCCACUCCACCAACCACCACCGCAGCCAAUGCCGCCGAUAACAUCGUUUACGACGUAAUAGGGGAGCCACUACAGGCUGGCCAGGCCUACUACAUGGUGCCAUAUGACUACUCAGACGUAGGGGGUGGUGGCCUUACAUGGCUACAAAAAACAAAGGUAACUUGUGCUCCUUAUUACGUGUCUCAAGAAAAUGUCAACACAAACUUCGGCCAAAAAAUAGCUUUCUACCCUCAAACUCCUGGACAAACUGAUAUCACUCUGUCCUCCAUCCUUAAUAUUGUGUUCAGCAGUUUUACACCACCUAUUAACUGCCCCGGAACGUCGAAUGUCUGGAGCGUGGCUGCUGAUCCAGCCACCCGCCUCAACUUCAUCGAGCUCCGAGGCAGCAGGGGAACAAGGGACUUAAGAACUUGGUUCACCAUUGAAGAUGUUGACCAAGGUGGUUACAAGAUAAGCUACUGUCCUAGAAAUAGGAGGGUUGAUUGUGGAAGUCUUGGCAUUGUUUCUCGUGAUUUUGGACGUUGGUUGGGUGUCAAUGGUACAAACCCACUUACGUUUGUGUUUGAGAGUGAGGAGUUUUUCCUCAACAAAGCAUUGGGUACUAAAAGCUAUGCAGCAUGAGUGAUAUCCUUACUUGCUUGAUUACCAAUGUAACGUUUAAGGGAAUUUGUAGCAUUAAAAAUCAUGUUUUCAACGUUAUGUUUUAGCCACCCAUUUUUAGUAGAUGGGUACAAUAAAUUAUGUAGUUUGACCUCAUGUUCACUUGGAAAUAAAGCUUUUUCUGUUAA